ACAAUUUACAUAUUUCCUGACGUGCUGCACGUAAAAAAAAUUCGCAUAUCACAUGAGCAGACGAUCGCCCAAUGAAGUACUAACAUCCUCGUGAACUUGGUUUGUUAGUAGUAGUACGGCAGUAAUAGUCUCUGUAAUUUACCCAGCGAAAGCCUGAGUAAUAUACAUCGUUGGUUGGAGUACAGCGUUCACUAGAGACACGACGUAGACUUUAGUGUACAGACAUCAUGGAGGAUACAGUCAAUGUGGUGAUUGCUAUGGACGGAAGUGAACAUGCUAAAUUUGCCUUCAAGUAUUACAUGGAUGAGAUCCACAACCCGAAGUUUAACAUAGUGAUGGUGCAUGUGGUAGGUCCGCCCGAGUCUCUACACAAAACGGAAUGGUACAAAGCGCAUGAUUCCCAAACUAUUCACAAAAUUCUGGAGGAGGAGAAAGCUAAACUUAAGGAGACACUGGAGGGAUAUGGACAGCUCCUAAAGGAUGCCGAAGUACAGGGGACGGUACAAAGUAUCCACGCUUCACAACCCGGCCGUGGCAUCAUACAGGCGGCAGAAGACUGUAACGCACAAAUGAUUGUAACCGGAUGUCGUGGCAUUGGCAAAGUACGCAGGACACUUAUGGGAAGUGUCAGUGACUAUGUAGUCCAUCAUGCAACAGUUCCGACGUUAGUUUGUCGUCAUCCUCGUGAUCACCAUGACCACGGGACACCACAAAUAAGGCACGUGGUAUACCGAACAGGUGCCAUCAGGAAACGUCAUGAAUAGUCAAUGCAUUGACUUGGGACUUUAAAAUAAACAAACCAGUGUACAAUGUGAAGCAUAUGUGGUGUAAACACACAAACGUAAGAAUGGCUUUACAGUUGAUCAUCACACGUCUGGAUAGUACGAUUUCAAAUGUACACCAAAUAAUCAAUGUUUACCAAAAGACAUGUACUACAAACUUUUUAUUAUAUUGCAUAUAAUUGACAGGGAAGCCAUGUUUUACUUUCAGCGUGCGUAUGUCAUAAACUUCUAAGUGAAAUGGCAAUAAAGACUAUUAUUACACUCUUGGAUUUAUUUAAGUGACAACAUCAACAUAUGGACGAGCACUGCAAGGUUGUUUAUUUACUACUGAAGCACACAUACUGACUAGAAAUAAGCUGUUCACUCACUAGUAUGUUAUGGUCUGUCACCCAUGUCAUAUUGUACGGAACGAUUUACAUUUAUGUUUUCUUAAUUAAAUUGAACAUUGAUAACUGA
Messenger RNA from Pecten maximus, 1238 nucleotides. RefSeq names its product universal stress protein Sll1388-like. Bases 228 to 764 code for a protein of 178 amino acids. The record is from RefSeq and is a predicted model, not a curated record. The transcript has 4 exons. Lineage: Eukaryota; Metazoa; Mollusca; Bivalvia; Pectinida; Pectinidae.